Haliotis rubra (blacklip abalone) is the source of this 1083-nucleotide messenger RNA. Its product is annotated as chymotrypsin-like protease CTRL-1. Lineage: Eukaryota; Metazoa; Mollusca; Gastropoda; Lepetellida; Haliotidae. The record is from RefSeq and is a predicted model, not a curated record. Gene Ontology annotation, molecular function: serine-type endopeptidase activity. Gene Ontology annotation, biological process: proteolysis.
AUGGACGGUAUUGCCGACCCCAGCAUCUUCAACCCUCCUGACAGCUGCGUCUUCGCAAAGGAGGUAGUGUACUUCUUUCUAAGACAUAUAAAAUGCGAGAGCCAGUACGGCGGCAGCUGUGUGAACUUCGUGUACAACCAGUGUCUGUCCGGCUACCAGUACACCUAUAAUGGGUGUGGCUUCCAGGAGAUGUGCUGCAUUCCCUCUGUACAGCCGUCAGUCACGACGAUAGCAGCAGGUCAGUGUGGGGUGGCAUUUCCCGAUCCACUACCAGCGACAAACAGAAUAGUAGGGGGCACAGUCGCCGCCCCUGGCGAAUUCCCAUGGCAGGUGUCUUUGAGGGUUUACGAAGCUAACAAGGGCCACGAGUGCGGGGGCAUCCUCAUCAGUGACCAGUGGAUUCUGACUGCAGCUCACUGCUUCAAACAGGAGAAGAACCCGUUUGCGUGGAACGCCGUGCUGGGAGAGUAUGAUCGUGCUGUAGUGGACGGCUACGAGAAGAUCGUGAAAGUGGAAACCCUCAUCGUACACAGCGGCUUCAACGCCACCACCAGCCAGAACGACAUCGCCAUGUUGAAGAUAGCGACUCACGUCCAGGAUUAUACUAAAUACAUACGUCCAGUGUGUUUACCGUCGAAGACGGAGACGUUUGACGGCAUGUAUUGCACGGCCACAGGAUGGGGCGCCAUGCACACAGACGGGUACGGGACUCGGCGUCUGUACAAGGUGGACCUACCUCUAGUGAAGAAUGAUAUCUGCUCCUAUCUGAUGGACCAGACAAUCCCCAGUUCCGAGCUGUGUGCCGGCAACAAGCGCGGGGACAGGACACCUGGUGACUCCGGCGGGCCACUGGUUUGCAAGAGGAACGGUCUCUGGGAGGUAGCCGGAAUUGUAUCAUGGGGCUACAACUGCGCAGACGCAUACACACCUGGCGUCUACACGAAUGUGCCUUACUUCCGGGACUGGAUCAAUACCGUCAUGCAAUACUAACCAAGUCAACCCGCCGGGGAACGGAGCUCACUGGACUACACUAUCUCUAGACCGUUGUCGCAUCCUGUACACACAUUAAACACAUAGCAAACA